This is a messenger RNA of Pyrus x bretschneideri (Chinese white pear), 396 nucleotides long. Its product is annotated as serine/arginine-rich splicing factor SR45a-like. Gene Ontology annotation, biological process: positive regulation of mRNA splicing, via spliceosome. Lineage: Eukaryota; Viridiplantae; Streptophyta; Magnoliopsida; Rosales; Rosaceae. Gene Ontology annotation, cellular component: spliceosomal complex. The coding region runs from base 1 to 396 and encodes 131 amino acids. The record is from RefSeq and is a predicted model, not a curated record. The transcript is spliced from 4 exons. Gene Ontology annotation, molecular function: RNA binding.
AUGCAGGAAAGUAAAUUAGAUUUCAAGAGCCUUGAAUCUGUCGAUGCAUCCAAUACUGGAAACAACUUGUACAUAACAGGAUUAUCCACGAGCGUUGCCUCCACUGAUCUUGACAAAUUUUUUAACAACGGAUCACCUGACAAUGAGAAUAACAAUCUUAUACGGAUAGAACUCACCGUAGGACAUGUACUGGACUGCAAUCUGGUUACAGACCCUUGCACCGGAGAAUCUCGUGGAUUUGGCUUUGUCAUAAUGGAAACUGUUGAGGACGCAGAACGCUGCAUCAAAUAUUUCGACCGGUCUGUUCUUGAAGAUCGAUUAGUUACCGUGGAAAGGGACGUGAUCGUGAUCAUGACCGCAGAUGAUCACGGAGCUAUUCACGUCGUAGGUGGAUGA